UGAAAUUUUGCAGUGGCUUUCUUAAAGAUUACUGUGGGAUAAUAAAAUUGACGAGGAAAUGUAACGAAAUAAAAGUACUAGAAAGGGAAAGACAGAAGUUAGUACGAGUAAGAGUCGACUUCAAUGGCAGGCAGCGUGUGUUCUCUGCUACCACGUCUUUAGCCAGGUAAAGUUCCGUUAUCCUCGUAGCCAGCGGAACAUUCAACCAGUCUUCGUUCGAGCUUACGAGGGAAAAUAUACAAGUGUCCUGUGUUCUGCUCAAAACUGGGUUAUCCACCGUACACCAUUUUGCUACUGUUAAAGAGAUUUGCAUUCACAGAUGUAUAUAGUCAACUAGCUGCACUGUGAAAUUAUCGGCAAUUAGGGAACACAGAUUGAUCGAAUAUGAAUAGGGCCCGUAACGAAUCAAGGACGAACGGCCAAGUCCCGAACGCCACUGAAAAGAAUGCUAACGUCAAUUUGAAGAGCAAAUUUUGGGCCUACUUUUGGUGGUUAUUUGGUGGUAUCUUCGGAGCGCACCACAUCUACCUCCGCAGAGAUGAGCACGCGGUAGUCUGGUUCUGUACAUUGGGCGGCUACUUUGGACUUGGUUGGCUCAGGGAUCUCUUCAAGAUACCCACUUAUGUGGCCGACGUUAAUGACCAACCUGAUUAUAUCAAAUGGCUCAAGUAUCAAAUCCGCAUCCACAAAAAACCGCCGUUCGCCACGCUUCGUUUCGUCGGAGCUGUGAUGGUAUCGUAUUUGUUUGGACAGCUUGUUCUAAUUGCCGUUCCAGAAGAUGAAAUCAUUGGAAUCAAUUUCAAGCGGCUCAUUAUCCUAAUACCACUUGCUGUAGCGUACGGAACGUGGCUAGUUGGAAAUAUAGGCCGAGAACAAGGCUCGAUAUGGCCAUCCUUGAUAGUGUCGUACCUGUGUUACCCGACGCUUUACUUUAUCGGAGACGAGAGCACUUGGCUGGGCAUUAUGGUUAUUUCAUCGACUCUCAGUUUUGAUUCAUUUUCCAAGGAGUGGAGAUUGAGAAGAAGGAAAAUAAAGAGCAGCUCCCGUAGGAUCGGUUUUUUUGUCAUGUUUGCCCUUGUCUACGGUGGACUCUGGAGCAGUUACUUUUAUUUCAAUGCAACCCUUACCAAUAGCGAGGGAGAGGAAAUCAAGUUGUCCGAAUCCAUAAAACACCUCUUCACCUCGCCUAUAUGGCUUGAUCUGAAGACGUGUCUCGAAGAAACGUGGAUUCAAGCAAAACACCAAGGCUUUUGGGCGACCUGGCGACAGUUGAUUGACCUCACGGACCCACGCGGAGAGAUCAACGCCUACAAGGUGUUGGGUUUGUCUCAAACCGCCUCGCAAAGCGAGGUAACCGCAAAGUGGCGUGCAUUGUCCAGGGAGCACCAUCCAGACAAAGUGAAGGGCACAGAGGACGAGCGUCGAGCGGCACAAGACAAAUUCCUCGAGAUCCAGCAAGCUUACGAAAUUCUCUCAAGCGCCAAAAAUCGCCGACAAAGAAAAAACAAAAAAUCCGACCACAGUGGAUCCGAAACAUUUGUAAGUCAAUAAUGAUUUUUGUGACGCUUCAAGACUGAUUCCGUGCUCCGACUCCCUGUUUGCGAUCAUUUGUAAUGAUUCGUUGGUUCUCGGCUACGAUCGCAUUGACAAAUUUACAUAAAUUACUAUUGCAUUUAUAUUUGAUAUGUUGGAACGAAUGUAUUUAAACAAAUAUAUAUUAACAGUUUAUGUAUAUAAGAUAACAGUUUGACGUUUCUCCGUACAAAAAUGCCUGGAUCAAGCUUGUAUAUUGUACACUUUUGUAUGAUAAUAAUGAACCUGGUCAAAGUCGCUAGAUGAUAACAAUUAUACAUAUAUCAAUGUAUAGGAUAUUUCCGCCGUGUAUAAUACUCUAUCGGCAGAGAGACAGCGGGUACUUGUGUAAAAAUUGAUCAUGCACAUAGUAUUUGUUGUUUACAAUUAUAACAAUAAUUUGAUUGGCAACGAACGAAAUAUAUGAUGUAUAUGCAUGUGACCAAUAUAUUAACAAGUGAAAGGCAGUGUCAUCUUACAUAUAUAAAGUAAUAAAUCAUGGAUGACAACGAUGGCAACACGCGGGUGAGUAAGACGCAAUGUAUACAGGAAAGGAGAUUUUCAAUAUUCAUUAUAAUUUUUAUGUAAAUAUUUUUUUCAGUAAACUAAGUUGUUAUUAGAUGCAUUUGCUAUUAAAAAUAAGUUGAUUUAGCAUGUUACAAUCAUUCUGUUGUAUGCAUAAACGUAUAUGUAAAAUCUAUAUCAACUUUUUAAUUUGGCAGAAAUAGUUUAAAUUAAGAAAUAUAAUUCUUCUUUAAUUAUUUGAAAUAGAAUUCAAUAUUGAAAUUAAUUUCAUUUCCACUAUAUCCAAUUAUCAAGCGUUGUUGGACUUAUUUGAAUUGUUACCAUAAACAAUUGAUUUCUGACGUUUUUAAUUUUAUGUUCAAUCAUGAUAGCUAGUAAAAUAUUAAUUUUUAAAUAUAAAAAUUCUCUGACAAAUAAUACUUAAUAUUUUUUUACAAGCGCGAGUAAAAUUAAGAUGACAUAAUUAUUGUAUAUUAAUAUGCUUAGAAAGAAAUAUAUUAUUUUAAAUAAUGAAUCUAUUAUAUAUUAUCUAUUGUGAUUAAUUAGAUUAAAUCACCUUUUUUGUGAAAUAUUUUCAAUUCAAAAAGAGAAACGCUGCACUGGCGGAAUGCUAUCGUAAAGAGCAAAAAGUUUUUUUGUUUUUAUGUUUGGCAGUUUAAUAAGCUACACGCCAGAUCAAUACAAUAGCUGGGCGAUAUUAACAUAAUUUUCAACUAAAAACUAAUUAAUUCAGAUGAGCACAAACGCCAUUCAUCUAAGUAUUUAUAUAAUUUUUCAUGCCGAUAUUUAGUUUUAAAAGCAUUGAUAUUAUUGAAAUAAGUUUGCCAUUCCAAUUUAUAGAGGAAUUAAAUCUUCUUCAACACAACUGCUUAGAAUUGCUAACAAUCAUUAAAAAUAAUUAUUAACUCAAAAACAAGUAUUUCAGAUAAUCGUAGGUAUAAUUUAUAAAAGCAUACUUACCGUUAUAAAUAUUUAAAUGGUUAUAAAUAUUUUAAAAAAUUGUCAAUACAAAUGGAGAUAAAUAUCAACUAAUGAAUUAAUUCAUUACAGCUGUAUUGUUUGCAUAGAUAUGAAAAUAUUCGUCAAGGUGAAAACAAAUCUUAAUUAUUUUUUUUUAAUUUUAUAAAUCUGUACUUUGUAUGUGUAUGCAUGAUAUUAUUUAUACACUUUUGUUUAUUCUGAUAUUUUAUUCAGCUGUUUCAAUAGGUGAUAUAGCCUGACAAUAAUCCUGACAAUAACUGAACAAUCCUACCGUAAACAACGUAAGGGGCUCACGUGAAUCUAUUUCGAGACCUUACAUUGUCGAAUUCUGAUGCGCGAUGUUGCAAAUUGCUUAUGUUACCACAUAGACCUAUGUUUUUCAUAAAAAUUACUGCGAGAUAAGUAGAGGUUACUUCAUCGUUAUUUUCUUUUCAUUCAAACCUCAUGUACCCUGAUAACAUACUAUAACCGUUUCGAUUAAGAUAUUUAAUUGAAGUAUUCAUCAUACAAGGUAAUAUUUGUAAGAAUUUGAAAGAAUUGUUAUUUUACAAAAUGAACUAAAUCUAUUUCACGUAUUUGUGGACAGAUUUCAUAUACAAAUUAUAAUAAAUAAUUUGAUGAAAUGCGCUGACGCUUGUUUUUUAUACUGUUCAGAACAUUUGGUUCGACCAAUGGUGAUGCUGGCUUUCUGCGAUGAAAUUGCAACGUGAUAUCGUAAUUUUGAGAUAAAACUGUUAUGCGAUAAAUCUAGAUGAAAAUGGUAGCACUACGUGAUUCUCGACGGCUGCGAUUGGAACAAAUCUCAAUCUCGAAACGGUUGUUAGUACUGCUAUCAAAAAAAUUGUUUUGGCCUCGUUGCCUAUAGAGCAUGAAACGAGUCCAUUUUGUUUUCUUUUAUUAGCAUAUUUUAUCUCGAAAAUAACAUUGAAGCGAAAAAUUCCUUUAAUUAAAUUGCGGAUUCGAUGAUUUUCAGAGAAUUUUCCAUUCAGUGGCAACUAAGGAGUCCGAUGGCAUAGUAUGCACGCAAUACAGUCCGGCAACUUAUACAAGUUCUUUUCACCAUCGCAGUUCAAUAAUAAAAACGCGAAAUAACAAAUUUUGUAAGUUAGACAAGUUACGGUUGUGCGAAUGUAAAACUACACUCAUUUAACAAAAAGGAUUCAAUGCCAAAUUUCACGAAGAUAACUUAAAAAUCAUAAUCAUGCAAGAGGCUCAUACACAUUCCAAAUAAAGAUCUUCACUAUAUCUUGAGGUUCCGUGGCCCUUUUGGCCAGCAGAACGUUGAAACAGUCUUUGCUCGAGCCUACGUAGUAAAUUAUCCAUCUGCCCUGUGCUGCGCAUAAAACUGGGUCAUCGGUCGGUCCUCCUGUGCGUGAGCAUUGUCGCGCGCACGAGCGUAGCAUACUUUCGAGCACAAUGCCAAGGCCUUACCAGCUACACCUGUUGCUCCAGUCUCGGUGCUUAUGUCAUUUCAAACUUAGCCGGAAAACAUCAAUACUCUCUACCAAGAACACUAGCUGGCAAUCUAAUAGUUUGCCACUCGCCGCUGGAAAUGACGUUCACCGUCUUGCUAUGGACAAAGUGAUUCGUAUUCGCGUAUUUAUACAGAUGCACAUAGUUGGCUAGCUAUACUGUGGAGCCGCCGGCAACGAGGCAAAGCAGAUUGAACGAUAAUAAAAAGGGCCCAGACCGAACCGAAGACGAACGCCAAACACAUCUACUUUUGAUGGCUGAUUGCCGGCAUUUUCGGGCAUAGCAGGUCUACCUCAGCGACCGGCCGUCUGAUUCUGUAGGUUGAGCAGCUGCGUUGAACUUGGCUAGCUCAGGAACCUCUUCAAGAAAAUUACUUACGUGGCCGACC
Messenger RNA from Phymastichus coffea, 4939 nucleotides. RefSeq names its product dnaJ homolog subfamily C member 22-like (gene wus). Gene Ontology annotation, cellular component: plasma membrane; early endosome. The coding region runs from base 385 to 1551 and encodes 388 amino acids. Lineage: Eukaryota; Metazoa; Arthropoda; Insecta; Hymenoptera; Eulophidae. The record is from RefSeq and is a predicted model, not a curated record. Gene Ontology annotation, biological process: endocytosis. The transcript is spliced from 5 exons.